GCGUGCCGAACAUUGUUCGUUCUUCUUCUUGUUGUAGUUUCUUUAUCCACUCUUUCUCAGCUCGGGACUUGACACAAUCCUCGCUUGUAUCUUCAUGAAAGUUCCAUCAACAAGAACUCAAGAGGAAAUGUAUAAAGAGGCGAAAAGCUCCUAUUUUGAUUUACCAGCUUUGGAUGUUUCCACUGCAUUUCCUCAAGCAACUCCAGCGUCCGACUUUCCUACAUGUGCUUCGGACUAUUAUCAGCUUGAUGAUCUUUUGACUCCUGAAGAGAAAGCAAUCAGAAUGAAAGUAAGAGAGUGCAUGGAAAAAGAAGUUGCACCUAUAAUGACAAAGUACUGGGAGAAAGCAGAGUUUCCGUUUGAAGUCAUUCCAAAACUUGGUGCUUUGCACAUAUCUGGUGGCACUAUAAAGGGGUAUGGUUGUCCAGGUCUCUCAAUAACUGGAAGUGCCGUUGCUCUAGCAGAACUUGCCAGAGUUGAUGCAAGCUGCUCGACAUUCAUUUUGGUGCAUUCAUCUUUGGCAAUGCUCACUAUUGCUCUAUGCGGGUCAGAAAUGCAAAAGCAAAAAUACUUACCAUCUCUGGCUGAACUUAGCACCGUAGCUUGUUGGGGGCUAACUGAGCCAGACUAUGGAAGUGAUGCAAGUGCUUUGAGGACAACUGCCAGAAAGGUUGAAGGAGGUUGGAUCCUGGAUGGGCAAAAACGAUGGAUAGGAAACAGCACUUUUGCGGAUGUAUUGGUUAUUUUUGCUAGAAACACAGCCACAAACCAAAUAAAUGGUUUCAUAGUAAAGAAGGAUGCUCCAGGCUUGCAAGCUACUAAAAUAGAAAACAAGAUUGGGCUGCGGAUGGUUCAAAAUGGAGAUAUUCUCUUAAAGAAUGUAUUUGUUCCAGAUGAGGAUAGACUACCUGGCGUCAGUUCUUUCCAGGAUACAAGCAAGGUGCUUGCUGUAUCACGUGUCAUGGUCUCGUGGCAACCUAUAGGCAUUGCAAUGGGUGUCUAUGAUAUGUGUCACAGGUAUUUAAAAGAGAGGAAGCAAUUUGGAGCUCCACUGGCUGCUUUCCAGAUCAAUCAACAGAAACUGGUUCAGAUGUUGGGCAACAUUCAGGCUAUGCUUCUUGUUGGUUGGCGCCUUUGCAAGUUGUAUGAGAGUGGAAAAAUGACUCCUGGUCAAGCUAGCUUGGGGAAAUCAUGGAUUUCCUUGAGGGCGAGAGAGACGGUUUCUCUUGGACGGGAAUUACUUGGUGGCAAUGGUAUCUUGGCUGACUUUCUAGUGGCAAAGGCAUUCUGCGACUUGGAGCCUAUCUAUACGUACGAGGGAACUUAUGAUAUCAACACACUGGUAACAGGUAGAGAAAUUACUGGUCUUCCCAGCUUCAAGCCAGCAACAUUGAGGCCAAAAAGUCGCCUGUAGUAUCUCAACCAUCUUCCUAUUUUCUGGAAGUUAUUCUGGUGAAUUCAGUGCACAUCUAGAAUACUUGUGCAAAAGGGAACUCACUCAAGAAUAUUUAAUCCCUUUUAGAUCAUAAUGAUAAAGAGGUCUAUUGUAAUAAAGCAAACAUUGUAUAUGUGAACUUGUUCAUUAUAUGUAUCGAUUUGCUAUGCAAGCUGGUAUGCACAGUUAUCUUUCU
Molecule: messenger RNA, 1631 nt
Organism: Nicotiana tabacum (common tobacco)
Lineage: Eukaryota; Viridiplantae; Streptophyta; Magnoliopsida; Solanales; Solanaceae
Product: acyl-coenzyme A oxidase 4, peroxisomal
Biological process (GO): fatty acid beta-oxidation
Cellular component (GO): peroxisome
Molecular function (GO): acyl-CoA dehydrogenase activity; flavin adenine dinucleotide binding
Source: RefSeq, a predicted model, not a curated record